Molecule: messenger RNA, 480 nt
Organism: Lottia gigantea (owl limpet)
Lineage: Eukaryota; Metazoa; Mollusca; Gastropoda; Lottiidae
Exons: 1
Source: RefSeq, a predicted model, not a curated record
ACCAAUAUUAGUGUACCAAUGUUAACAGUAUACCAUCAUGCUAGUAGUGUACCUAUAUUAACAGUAUACCAUCAUGCUAGUAGUGUACCUAUAUUAACAGUAUACCAUCAUGCUAGUAGUGUACAUAUAUUAACAGUAUACCAUCAUGCUAGUAGUGUACCUAUAUUAACAGUAUACCAACAUGCUAGUAGUGUGCCUAUAUUAACAGUAUACCAACAUGCUAGUAGUGUACCUAUAUUAACAGUAUACCAACAUGCUAGUAGUGUACCUAUAUUAACAGUAUACCAACAUGCUAGUAGUGUACCUAUAUUAACAGUAUACCAACAUGCUAGUAGUGUACCUAUAUUAACAGUAUACCAACAUGCUAGUAGUGUACCUAUAUUAACAGUAUACCAACAUGCUAGUAGUGUACCUAUAUUAACAGUAUACCAACAUGCUAGUAGUGUAUCUAUAAUCAAAUUGGGAAGAAGAGACUAUUAG